CUUCGCCUCAGAGAUCAAGCCGCUUAUUGGAUCUCAAUCAGUGGCCGAUACACUACCACCAUCAACACCCACGAUUACAACUGAAGGGCCUGGAAGUCUGAUGAUAGAUAAAACGGGUAAACUGGGACGAAAGGUCAAGCAUAGCAAGGAAUCCUCUGACCUUGUCCUUCAACUAUACUUUGUAAAGGAACUUUCCGUGCGGAAAGCCGCUGAGGAAGCUCGUGUUAGCAAGUCUUGGGCUGGGAAGGUUAUCAAAAAACAUCGAGCGACGAUCGCCGAGAGGAACAUGGGGAUUGCUACUGGCUUCAAUAUCACAUUUUUUAUCUCGCGCUUGGUUACGAAUGGUAUUUAUGUCUUUUAUGAAGUAGCCAACCUCCGUUUCCCUGAAUCGUUGGAUGACCUUCCUUCCUUUAUUACAUUGAAGAACAUCACACUGCUGCUUGCUGUAAAUGAUGUCUUUUGGCGCCUGUGCAAGAAAUCUGACGAUACUGCGACCAUUACUAGCAGGUACAAGCAAACAGUAGACUUGAAAGCAUUGAUUGGCACCAGUCACGAUCGCGGAAGAACUUGUACUAUGAGAUAUGGACAAUGAUGACCCACCUUGACUUAUUCCCAUCUCUCCUAUGCGAACCCAUUUAUUAAUCUUUGUUUACAUGUCCCCAUUUUAUAUGGUUUCCUUUUUUUUUUUUUUAUUCAAUAAACGCUUUUUCGAAAUCAGCGAUUUGAACUGCCAA
Messenger RNA from Halteromyces radiatus, 734 nucleotides. RefSeq lists its product as uncharacterized. The coding region runs from base 101 to 592 and encodes 163 amino acids. NCBI's taxonomy places the organism in Eukaryota, Fungi, Mucoromycota, Mucoromycetes, Mucorales, Cunninghamellaceae. The transcript has 2 exons. The record is from RefSeq and is a predicted model, not a curated record.